GAUAUUAUUAGACAAGAAAUGAUGUAACAAAUUUGUAUUGUAAAGUGUAACAUCUGAAGAAAUGCUUAAUUUUAUGAUUAAAUUUGGUGCAAAUGAUAAAUAUGUGAUGAUUUUGAUUUUUUUCUUUUGCUUUUGUAUGUUUUUUUUCUCAACCUUCCCCACUUGGAUGAUGAGAUAAUGAUGUACUCCAACCUCAACAGCAUAUACUCAAACACCAAAAACUCAGGAGAGAGAGAGAGGGGAGAGAGAGGUUGUUUUUAGAAAAUAAAGGUACUUUCUUUUUAUCCCACAAACAAACUGAUCAUUCAUUCCAGUUGUGUUUGCAGUGAAACACAACUGGGAUUUACCUCAUUUCUAUCCAUUAUGAGAUUUUCUGGCAAAAAGUUUUGAUCUUGAUAGCUUCUUUUGCUUUUUCUGUUUGCUGCUCUACUGUGCUACUGUUGGGUGAAAAUAGGAGCUUGAUAUAGGAAAGAAUUCAGAGGGAACUGAAUAUAGAAAAGAAAAAAAAACUUCUUUUUUCUGUUCCAUUCAGUGAUUUCAUUACAGCUUUGCCAAAAUAACAUCUGGGUUUUUUAACCACUUGCUGUCUUUAGCUUUUGAUGGGAUUUUAUUGCUUCUUGAGUGAGAAAAUUCAAUCUUUUUAUGUUCAAGAAUCUGUUUUUAGCCAAUUUCAGAGGUGGGGUUUACAGAAGAGUCUUGAAAACAAUAAGUUUCAGCUUUUUUUCUUGAAAUUAUGAGCUGUGUUUGUAGAGAAUUGACUGAAAUUCAGGUCAAUUAUUGAAGAUAAAGGGUUGUUCUUGAAAGGGUCAUUGACUUUUAAUGAGCUUUUCUGCUUUAAGUGGCUUUGCUCUUAAGCUGUCAAGGCAUUUUCUGAAGAUAUGUAGGUGGAUUUUAUUAAAGAUGUCAAUAAAUUGCAAAUUGUUGGGAAUGAAUGGAAGCUUCUCUUCAAGUUUUAGGCUGAAGAAAGCCAAAGAGUCUUUGCAAGGACCAAAUUGUGGGUGGAGUUGGCAAAGAAAGCUUUUGUUUUUGUGGCUCAUUUUCUUUGGAAUUGGAUUUGUUUGGUUGGUUAUUAGCUUAAAUGGUGUGGUUUAUAGUUGGAAGCAGGAGAUUUCAGAACCAAAUGAAGAUAAAUCUUAUUUUCUUCUAGAACAUUUCAAUGUCACCAAGCAGCAAAUUCAAGCUUUAGCUACCUUAUUCUUUGAAAAAGAUCAGAUUUCAUCCUUGAAAUGCUCAAAAGGUCCUGGGCAGGAAAUGCCUAUGAGUACUACCAUUACUUGCCUUCUCAAGGUGCUAGGUUCAGAGAAUCUGAAGUACGAGCAGCAAUAUGAGAUGGCCGUAGAGAACUUUCAAGCAAAAGGCCAGUGCCCAGUUCCAGAUGAGGAUGCACUGAGAAAUAGUGACAUUUCACUAGAUGACAAGUCGUUGCCAUUUGUUUUGCAUCGUUUAUCUUCACUAGUCUCAGCAGACCCUCAGUUCUUUCAAAAGAAAGCAUCACAAAUAAGAGAAGUUGGGAAUCAUAACCCAGAUCAUUGUAAUAGUAUUGCCUUCUGUUUCACAAAACUAUGCUGGUGGGUCCUUCUCGGGAUUGUGGUCAGCUGGAAGAUGCUUCAGUUGUGUACAAAAUGUGGGGAAAAUCAACAGCACAGCUUCGUUCAGCAGCAACCACUGUCUCAACAACUUCAUCCGCUACAGCAGUUGCAGCAGCAGCAAGCUCGGAUUUCCUCUCGAACUGGUGGGAAGUGGAGGAAAAAGCUUCUUGUUAUCUUUGUCUCUGCUGGGGUGAUCAGUGCCAUCUGGUUGUAUUGGUACAUGAAUGCAGACAUUGCAUUGAGAAGGAAAGAAACACUGACAAGCAUGUGUGACGAACGAGCGCGAAUGUUGCAGGACCAGUUCAACGUAAGCAUGAACCAUGUUCAUGCAUUGGCUAUCCUUGUUUCCACAUUUCACCACGGAAAGCAACCUUCUGCGAUAGACCAGAAAACUUUUGAAGAAUAUACCGAGAGAACAGCUUUUGAGAGGCCACUUACAAGUGGUGUUGCCUAUGCUUUAAGGGUUCGUCACUCAGAGAGAGAAGAGUUUGAGAAGCUGCAUGGGUGGACAAUCAAGAAAAUGGAAUCCGAGGACCAAACUUUAGCGCAAGAUUAUAUCCCUGCAAACUUGGAUCCUGCUCCUGAUCAAGAUGAAUAUGCACCUGUCAUAUUUUCACAACAAACAGUUUCCCAUAUCGUCUCGAUUGAUAUGAUGUCAGGAAAGGUGUGCAUUCUUAAUUAUCUUUACUUUUAUCACAGGUUCAAGCAGAAACCUUCUCCACCCUGGACAGCAAUAGCUGCAUCUGUUGGCGUCCUCGUUAUCACUCUGCUUGUUGGUCACAUCUUCCAUGCUGCCAUCAACCGAAUUGUUGAAGUUGAGGGUCAGUAUCAGGAAAUGAUGGAACUCAAACAUCGUGCUGAGGCUGCCGAUAUAGCAAAAUCUCAGUUUCUUGCAACGGUUUCUCAUGAAAUCAGGACUCCAAUGAAUGGUGUUUUAGGCAUGCUUCAAAUGCUCAUGGACACAAACCUUGACCCUACGCAACUGGAUUAUGCACAAACCGCUCAUGCUAGUGGGAAAGAUUUGAUAUCGUUGAUUAAUGAGGUUCUUGAUCAGGCUAAGAUUGAAUCAGGAAGGCUUGAGCUGGAGGCUGUUCCUUUUGAUCUCCGUGCUGUACUUGAUAAUGUUUCAUCACUCUUCUCAGGAAGAUCUCAUAAAAAAGGGAUUGAGUUGGCUGUUUAUGUUUCUGAUCUAGUCCCAGAAGUUGUUAUCGGAGAUCCAGGACGGUUCCGGCAGAUAAUUACAAAUCUAGUUGGAAACUCAAUUAAGUUCACAAAUGACAAAGGGCACAUAUUUGUCACGGUACAUUUAGCUGAUGAAGUGAGCAACCCUCAUGAUGUGACGGAUGAAGUCUUGAAACAAAGCUUAACCAUUGUUCAAGAAAGGUCAAAUGCAUCUUGGAAUACCUUAAGUGGGUUUCCUGUAGUUGACAGAUGGCAAAGUUGGCAAAAGUUUGAUAGGCUAAGCAGCACAGAGGAAGAAGUGGGAAAGAUCAAGUUGUUAGUGACCAUAGAAGAUACUGGCGUGGGAAUUCCUGUUAAAGCACAAGACCUUAUUUUCACACCUUUUAUGCAGGCUGACAGUUCAACAUCUCGAACAUAUGGUGGAACAGGUAUAGGAUUGAGCAUUAGCAAGCGUUUGGUGGACCUCAUGGGGGGAGAAAUCGGUUUUUUCAGUGAACCUGGCACAGGGAGUACAUUUUCAUUCACUGCUGCCUUUGCAAGAGGAGAAGAAGGUUCAUUAGAACGUAAAUGGCAACAGUACGAUCCAGCUGUUUCAGAGUUUCGUGGUUUAAGAGCAUUGGUAAUUGAUGAUAAAAGCAUUCGAGCAGAGGUCACAAGAUACCAUCUGCAGAGACUGGGAAUAUGCGUCAACAUAACUUCAACGAUGCGUUCGGCAUGCUCAUAUCUCUCUAGUUACUCUAAUACUAGUGCAUUGGGACAUUUAGCUGUGGUUUUUGUUGACAACGAUAGUUGGGAUAAGGAAACUUCUCUUACACUUUGUAAUAUGUUGAAAGAGCUCAGACCAAAUGGCUCAACUACUGCUUUGGGAAAGCAUCCAAAAAUUUGUCUGUUAUGUAUGAGCACUAUGGAGAGAGAUGAGCUCAAAUCAGCUGGAAUUGUGGAUCACGUGUUAGCAAAGCCUGUGCGAUUGAGUGGGUUGAUAACAUGCUUUCAAGAAGCCAUUGGCUACCAAAAUAAGAAGCAAGUAACCCGAGGAAAACCUUCAACUCUUGGAAGUCUGCUGACGGGCAAGCAUAUAUUGGUGGUAGACGAUAAUGCUGUAAACAGAAGAGUGGCAGAAGGUGCUCUAAAGAAGUACGGGGCGAUAGUGACCUGUGUAGACAGUGGAAAGGCUGCUCUAGCACAUCUUAAUCCACCACACAAGUUUGAUGCUUGUUUUAUGGACCUCCAAAUGCCUGAAAUGGGUGGGUAAGUAACUUAAUCUGUCUCUAUUUUUCCUUCUUGC
Messenger RNA from Nicotiana tabacum (common tobacco), 4056 nucleotides. Lineage: Eukaryota; Viridiplantae; Streptophyta; Magnoliopsida; Solanales; Solanaceae. The record is from RefSeq and is a predicted model, not a curated record.